Messenger RNA from Monomorium pharaonis (pharaoh ant), 1500 nucleotides. RefSeq names its product odorant receptor 46a. Gene Ontology annotation, cellular component: plasma membrane. The transcript is spliced from 4 exons. Gene Ontology annotation, molecular function: olfactory receptor activity; odorant binding. The coding region runs from base 68 to 1192 and encodes 374 amino acids. The record is from RefSeq and is a predicted model, not a curated record. NCBI's taxonomy places the organism in Eukaryota, Metazoa, Arthropoda, Insecta, Hymenoptera, Formicidae. Gene Ontology annotation, biological process: detection of chemical stimulus involved in sensory perception of smell; sensory perception of smell.
AAAUAAUAUUAAUAAAUAUUAAUAAUAAUUGUGUAUAGUAUAUACUCGCAAAAUUAAAAAGGAUUAAAUGGGAGUGCUAAAAUUUACGCUUCAAGUAUGCACAUUUGCUGGAUGCUGGCAACCGAAUUCAUGGACAUCGUUAUUUAAACAUUUAAUAUAUAAAACAUAUGCAAUGUUUCUUCUUUCUGCAUUAUUUAUAUUUUCGAUAUCUCAAUUUAUGAACAUCAUAAUAAAUGUCGAAAAUUCUGAUGAAUUCACCGAUUCUUUAUAUAUGAUGUUGACCGUAUCCGUCGCAGGCUAUAAACAAUUUUAUGUGUGGAUAAAGCGUAAAAAUGUUAUGAUGAUAAUCAAUAUUCUUAACAAAAAACCUUUUGCAGUACGUGAAUCACACGAACUAAUGAUUCGACAAAAAUUUGACAGAAUAGCACAGAAUAACACGUUGCGAUAUUUAAGUCUUAUUACGGUGACAGUCAUAAUAGUAGUUGUGACGUCUGUUUUUACAGUAUUCACGAAUAGAAAUUUGACAUAUAAGGCAUGGGUGCCGUUUAACUAUUCGUAUCCUGCUUUAUACGUUCUUGUUUAUACUCAUCAAUUGAUAGGCAUGGGAACCUCCGGUUUUGUAAACGUUGCUUGCGACAGCAUAAUUUGCGGUCUUUUAUUACACAUUUGCUGCCAGCUUGAAAUUUUGGAGUAUCGAUUGACAAAAGUAGUACAUGGUGAAGAUAUUUUGCGUGACUGUAUUUGUCAUCACAACCGUAUCUUUGAAUAUGCGUACAUGGUGAAUAAUAUGUUCACGAAAAUAAUUGGUAUACAAUUCUCUGCAAGCAUGUUGGUGAUAUGCUCGAAUUUAUAUCGAAUAGCAAUGGCGAAGGAUUCUGUGAUUUUUAUUUCAUUGGUGAUGUAUACAGGAUGUAUAUUAGCGCAAAUUUUUAUCUAUUGUUGGUUCGGAAACGAAGUCAGAGUAAAAAGUCUUCAAUUUAUGAAUAAUAUUUAUUAUGAUAUAGAGUGGUCGGUACUUAGCAAUAGCAACAAAAAAGGUCUCUUAAUAAUUAUGAAGCGCGCAAUGAUUCCUAUCGAAUUCAGUAGCGCGUACAUAAUUACGAUGAAUCUCGACUCAUUCGUAGCUGUUAGUAUCAAACAAUUAAGAUCGAUAUUAUUAUUAAAUAUAAUAAUUAAUAAAAAUCAAUCUUAAUCUGCAAUUUUUUACAGUUACUUAAGAUGUCAUACUCGGCUUUCAACUUGUUGCAUCAAACGCAAGAAUAAUAAUGUGAUUAAUAAAACACAAGUCAUUAUUUAUAUUUAAUAUGUUAUAAAAUAUAACGUAUAAUCUAUAUUAGAACAUAAGAUCCGGGUUUCAUUAGUAUCAACUAGAUAAUUUUCACAUAACUUGUAUAAUAUUUAUAAAAAUUUUCAUUGACAUUAAUUUCAGCAUUUACAAAGCACCAUGUUAAUACUUAAAACUUUCUUUUACUAAUACUAAAAAUAAAAUUCUUACGAGCA